Molecule: messenger RNA, 3726 nt
Organism: Falco peregrinus (peregrine falcon)
Lineage: Eukaryota; Metazoa; Chordata; Aves; Falconiformes; Falconidae
Gene: DTX4
Product: deltex E3 ubiquitin ligase 4
Exons: 9
Coding region: 248-2107 (619 amino acids)
Biological process (GO): Notch signaling pathway; protein ubiquitination
Cellular component (GO): nucleoplasm
Molecular function (GO): ubiquitin protein ligase activity; zinc ion binding
Source: RefSeq, a predicted model, not a curated record
CCGGUGCGGGCGGGGUCAGCCGCCCCCACCGCCUCCCGCCGCCGCCCGGGGAGCGGCGCUGCGGCCCGAGCGCUGAGGGGCGGCCUCGCCUCCGCGCCCGCUCGGCGGCCGGCCCCGGGGCGGGGGCGGGCAGAGCCCUACGCUGCGCCGAGCAUGCGAGUGCCGCCGGGGCAGGCUGCAGCGGCCGCGGGGCGUCUGCGGCGGCCGGCCGGAGCCGGGGGAGGCGGCGGGCCGGGGCGGCGGAGCCAUGCUGCUGGCCUCGGCCGUGGUGGUGUGGGAAUGGCUGAACGAGCACGGGCGGUGGCGGCCCUACAGCCCGGCCGUCAGCCACCACAUCGAGGCGGUGGCCCGCGCCGGGCCGCGGGCGGGCGGCAGCGUGGUGCUGGGCCAGGCCGACAGCCGCCUGGCGCCCUACAUCAUCGACCUGCAGUCCAUGCACCAGUUCCGCCAGGACACCGGCACUAUCCGCCCUGUCCGGCGCAGCUACUAUGACCCAUCAUCAGCACCGGGCAAGGGAGUCGUGUGGGAGUGGGAGAAUGACAGUGGGUCGUGGACACCCUAUGACAUGGACGUGGGCAUCACCAUCCAGCGUGCCUACGAGAAACAGCACCCCUGGGUGGACCUGAGUGCCAUUGGCUUCUGCUAUGUCAUCGACUUUGCCACCAUGGGCCAGAUCAACCGGCAGACCCAGCGCAAGCGCCGCGUCCGCCGCCGCCUUGACAUGGUCUACCCACUGGUCUCCGGCACCCUGCCCAAGUCACAGUCCUGGCCGGCCAGCCCUGGGAUGGCAGCGGCCCCCCCAGUCCCUGCCUGCGCCUGUCCCCAGUGCCUCCUGGUCAUGAGCGUCAAAGCCACUGUGUCAGCUGCUGGCUCUGGCACUGCCACCCUGCAGCCCCGCAAAGCCCCCCCUGCACCACCCACCACCCCCAAAGCCCCGGUGGCGGCCCCAGGGGCCAAGGUGCCCGACAGUAUGGCUGCGGUGCGUGGCUCCUUGAAGCCACUGGCAGCCCAGGGGGGCCGGCGGCAGGCAGCCAGCACGCCCACCUUGAGCUCGGCCAGCUCCACUGCCAGCCCGCCCGCCGUGGGCAGCAGCAAGGCAUCUCGUCCCGGCCUCAGCACCCUGAACCGCAGCCACCUCCAGCGCCUGGCCAUCGCCCAGUCCCGGGUGCUCAUUGCCUCUGGGGUCCCCACCGUCCCUGUGAAGAACCUCACUGGCUCCAGCCCUGUCAACCCAGCACUGGCAGGGAUCACGGGGAUCCUAAUGAGUGCAGCCGGGCUGCCCGUCUGCCUGACACGGCCCCCCAAGCUGGUGCUGCACCCCCCGCCUGUCAGCAAAAGCGAGAUCCAGUCCAUCCCUGGCAUCUCCCACACCUGCCGCAAGACCACCAAGAAACAGGCCAAGAAGGGUAAAACUCCAGAGGAGGUACUGAAAAAAUACCUGCAGAAGGUGCGGCAUCCGCCGGAUGAGGACUGCACCAUCUGCAUGGAGCGCCUCUCUGCACCCUCCGGCUACAAGGGACCCCAGCCAGCCGUCAAACCUGACCUUGUGGGGAAGCUGGUGAAAUGUGGCCACGUCUUCCACCUCCACUGCCUGGUCGCCAUGUACAACAAUGGCAACAAGGAUGGGAGCCUGCAGUGUCCCACCUGCAAAACCAUCUAUGGAGUGAAGACUGGGACACAGCCCCCGGGGAAGAUGGAGUAUCACAUCAUCCCUCAUGCGCUGCCUGGCCACUCUGACUGCAAAACCAUCCGUAUCAUCUACAACAUCCCUCCGGGGGUGCAGGGACCCGAGCAUCCAAACCCUGGGAAGAGCUUCACCGCCCGCGGCUUUCCCCGGCACUGCUACCUACCAGACAGUGAGAAGGGCAGAAAGGUACUGAAGUUGUUGCUGGUAGCCUGGGACCGGCGCUUGAUCUUCUCUGUUGGGACCUCCAGCACCACAGGCGAGUCAGACACGGUGAUCUGGAACGAGAUCCACCACAAGACAGAGUUUGGCUCCAACCUCACUGGCCAUGGCUACCCUGACAUCAACUACCUGGACAAUGUCUUGGCCGAGCUUGCAGCCCAGGGCAUCACGGAGGAGAGCCUGGCACAGGAGAAGGACUGAGACCAUGGCAGGGAGGCAAGGGAAGGGGCGCCUGUGGUGCCCACCCUGAGGAUAAAGCUGCUGGAGAAGCCCCCCUGGGGGCUUCGCGGGGGCACCUGGAGCCCCCCCUACUCUCAGUGGAGCCUGCCCAGUGGGAGCAUCCCCAGACUGGCUGGGAAUGUGGGAGAAGGUCCUUUUGGCCAUCCCCUUCACUCCCGUGGGGAGGGGGUCUCCCCCCACAGAGCUGCGGGGCUUCAUGCUGGCCUGGCUGUCCCCUCUGGCCGUUGUCCUAUCCCCACUGCUGCUGUGCUGAGGGCUUGCAGGUGGCCAGACUCCCCCUGCUCCUCAUCCAUUGGCCUGGCCCGACACCCCUGACACCCCCCUGGGGCUGGGACCUGGCCUGGGAUGGGAGCAGGGUCCAUGGGAGCCCCCCUCGCUCUGCCUCGUCCCUCAUGUUUGUCCUGUCUGGUACCUCCCCACUGGUCUCCUGUGUCCGCAGAGGUGGGGGGAGGGCCUGGUCUGCCUCAGCCGGAUCCCCCCAUCCCCGUGCCCCCUUCUCCUCUUGGCUGUGUCUGAGCUGUGGCCUGCCAGGGUCCUCUCGUCUGGGCUGCCCCCCAUCCCUGUGCUGGGGAGGGGCCGGUGGGUGGUCGGAAGGGGGGCGGGGGCGGGGGGGCAUGUUUCCUAGCCUGUCUCCCACCCUGCCUGUAGUGGGUUCCUUGAACUGUUCGUAUGGGGGCGUCCCCACGUUGAAUUUUUAUAUACCUCGUGUUUUGGGGUUUUGUCGUAUAUAUGUACAUAUAGGCGGUGGUGCUUCAGGAGGUGGCCCAGGGCCUGGGAGAAUGUGAUGCUGUGGCCAGACUGGGGGCUGAGCCCAGUGGUGCGUGGGGGGGGGUGGGGUGGUGGGACAGGGGCAGCACCGCUCCCCUACUGUGGGGACCCCCUCCACCCUGAAGGGGGUCAGUGCCCAUGGCGGGGGCUGGCGCCCGUGGGUGCGGGUGUGGGUGGGAACCAUUCCCCUUUCUGCUGGGUCCCGUCCCCGGGGUUGGCAGUGGGUUGGUGGUGGUUUUGGAAUGGGGGUUGGUGUGGGGAGGGUAGUGUGGGCGAUGGGGGCAGGGGAUGGGUUGCAUGCCAUCUUUGGGUCCCUGCCAACCCCUGGGGGAUUUCACAGGGCCGCUCAGAGCCACCCGUAUCAGUGUCCCCACAGCUCUGGGGGCUGCCCUCAGGGCACUCUAGCUGUUGGUGGGGGCUGACUACGCUCAUGCUCCUGUCCUGCAAGACAGCCCCCCAACCCCCCCCACCCCCCCCGGGACUGAAGAGCAGAGGGGGGGCAGCCCCCACCACUGCCCAGGCUGCCCCCAGCCCUCCCUGUUGCUCCCUGGGAGUCUGGGGCUUCCUAGCCUGUUCUGUUGCAUUCCCUUCCCAGUUUUCCUGGGGGGGGUGGGGGUGGGGGGUGGGUUGUCACCUCACACUCUGUCCCAGGGGAUAGUGGCACGAGAGGGGGACCUGUCCUGCUGUGCAUUGUUCUGUUGUUGCUGUUUUUUCUCCCCCCAGCCUGGGGGGUGCAUUGCCCCAGCUGGCUGCCCUGUGGGGGUAGGGGGGUGUCAAUAAAGCGGAUGGCAGGGGAUGCUUGUGUCCCUGCA